Molecule: messenger RNA, 1266 nt
Organism: Hepatospora eriocheir
Lineage: Eukaryota; Fungi; Microsporidia; Hepatosporidae
Source: the annotation of a GenBank genome assembly
AUGAGUAAAUAUCAAAAUUAUAAAAGUGGUUCAAGUAGUUCAAAUGAUACUUUUGUAACAGCAGAAGAAGGUAUUUAUGAAACAGUAGAACAAGAUACUUUUGUAACAGCAGAAGAAGGUAUUUAUGAAACAGCAAGAGAAUAUCCUGAUAAUAAUCAAACUAGUUUUGGUACUGCUAAAACUGGAUAUGGUAAUAAGUUAUAUCCAAACUUACAAUCAUCAGAAUAUAAAGAUUUACAUGAUGGUAAUUUGAAUACAUCCAAUCAAAUAAAUAAGUCAUCAUAUUAUGAAAAGCCUAAGAUUGAACAAAACUUAUUAUAUCCAAAUGUACCCAAAGAAAAACCAGUAGAGAUUGGUUUUGAACCAUUUCAAAACUAUAAAGAGUAUAACAUUUCACCUAAUUCACCAGUUAAUGAAAGAGAUCCUAAUUAUCGUCCUCCAAGUUAUAAUCCUGCAUUUGUAAGUCCAGUGUCACCUUCAACUUCUAAUAGACCUUCUGAAAGAAUCGAACCAUCUGCUCCACCUAUAGAAGAUUUGUAUGGGUUUUCAAAUCAUCAAGAAGUGAAUUCAAAUCCUAAUAAGCCUUCUGAAAGAAUCGAACCAUCUGAUCCAUUUAUAAAAGAUGUUUUUAAAUCAUUUGAUAAUAUGUUUUCUGAUUUAACUACAUCAAAUAAUACACCUAAACCAAUUACAAAACCCUUUUCACCUACCACUAGUAAUUUUUCUAAAAGAAAUGAUCCUUUAAAAAAAUAUAAUACUAAUUUUACUAAAACAACUUUUACUAAAGAUUCUCAUAAUAAAAGUACAAAUAAGAAUAAGAAUGCUAAAUUUGAUGUAACUGCUUCAAUUAAACCUUUAAAUACUAACACUAACAAUUAUUCAAAUAACGAUGAGUUGUUUAGAGAUGGAAUUUUUGAUAGGUUAGAGAGAAAAGGUUUUAAAAUGACGAAUUAUUAUCAAGAUAGGUUUUUUUUAUUUGAAAGAGUUGAAGAAUACAAGUUUUUAUGUGUGGGAUUCUUUCAUGGGUUUUUAGAUUUUAGAAAUGAAAAUAUUACCUUUCAAAUCAUUAUUGAUAGAAAACCUCAAAAUUUAUCAUUUAAUGUUAGGGAUUGUUUUGAAAGAGCUGAUAAUUCUUAUAAUGUUAUGAACUUUAAAAUUCAAACUAUUUAUGGUGAAAAGGUAGUUGAAGUUAGAUUUAUUACUCAUUUGUAUCCUGUUCCUAUUCAUGAGACUAUUGAUUAUAAUUGUCAUGGAUGUUUUUCUUAA